Molecule: messenger RNA, 879 nt
Organism: Lasiodiplodia theobromae
Lineage: Eukaryota; Fungi; Ascomycota; Dothideomycetes; Botryosphaeriales; Botryosphaeriaceae
Product: Ribosomal protein l9 RNAse h1
Exons: 3
Coding region: 1-879 (292 amino acids)
Biological process (GO): translation
Cellular component (GO): ribosome; mitochondrion
Molecular function (GO): structural constituent of ribosome
Source: RefSeq, a predicted model, not a curated record
AUGUCCGCUCCGCUGCGGCCCUCGCUGCUGCCUCAAUGCACCUCGUGUGCGCGCCGCUUCACCAAUUCCGGCCUGGGCGCCUGGCCGCGGUUCCAGCAGCAGGUCCGCGGCGCAAAGAAGAAGGCCAGCAACCUCCCGCAGACGCUUUCCGUCCGCCUGCUCAAAGACGUCAAAGCCUAUGGCCGUAAAGGCUCGUUCGUCCCCGUCCCGGCUGGUCUGAUGAGGAACGGCUGGUUCCCUCGCUAUACCGCCGAGUACAUCACGCCCGCCGAACUGCUCCAGCUCAAGGCCAACGAUGUCACCAUUGAGCGCGAUUACACGUUUGGCAUGGAAGAGGCCGAAGUGAAGCAGGAGGAAGCGCGCGCUGAGGUGUUGGAGAUCGCGACGCCCAAGCCGAUUGAGGUUGAGGGAAUCAGCCCUCAACGAUCCAUGGAGCUGAUUGAAAUCUUCGUUCCCUCGCGCAUCGAUAUCGCCGGGACACCAAGAGACACAGGGAAGCCCAAGGAAAAGCCCAGGGAGCAGCCGCAGCCGCAGCUCCGGGGUGUGUCUGCAGCGGACGUGCUGGCUGCGGCAUCUGCAGCGCCGCCGAAGCCCGUAGAUUCGCGCAUUCCGAUCCACGGCUCGGUGUCUACCAAGGACGUGGCUGCGUUCAUCACUCAGCAGCUUGCUGUCAACGAGGAGGCAGCGCGCGUGGUGGUGUCAGAGCGUGAUGUGUCCUUCCUGGACGGCACGGAGCCAAACGACGAGACAAAAGUGAGACAUCUGGGCGAAUAUGAGGUCGAGAUCAAGGUGAAGGGUUCGGAGGGAGGCGUAAGGCGAAAAUUGCGCGUUUACGCCGUGGAGCGCUCGAGUGAGGUGGUGCAUGAGGUGGAAUCAUGA